AUGGCUGAUACUGGAAAUGCAUGGAAUAUCCAUAAUCGUACUGUUCUUCCACAAAUUCAAGAUCAAUCUAGCAUUUACUAUAUUCAUCCGUCCGAUUAUACUUCAUCACAAGUAGUUUCUGUGAAAUUUAAUGGUAAUGGAUUCACAAAUUGGAAGCGAUCUAUGGUUCGCAGCUUAAUUUCUAAGAACAAAUUCGGAUUUGUUGACGGCUCUGUUGCUAAACCUGAUACAAAUUCGCCUGACUUCAAAGCUUGGGAGCGAUGUAAUACGCUUGUUUGCACAUGGUUAAUUGCUAAUUUGGAUGAAACUAUUGCUGGAAGUGUUAUGUGUUUCAGCAAUGCAAUUGACAUUUGGUGUGAUCUUGAGGAUCGUUUUGGAUUUGCUACUAUGGCACAGGUUUAUGCUGUAGAACAACAAUUGACUGAUGUUCAUCAAGGUUCUAAGUCGGUUUCAGAAUUCUAUACUGAAAUCCGAACUCUAUGGGAUGAAUUGAGUGAUGCUAGUCCUCUAGCUUUCUGCACUUGUAACAAAUGUGUUUGUAAUGUGAAUCAGCGUAUACGCAAGAAGGAGCAAGAGCGUAGACUCAUCCAAUUCAUGAUGAAACUUGCAGAUAAGUUUUCUACUAUUCGAGGUAAUAUUCUUAUGCAGCAACCAUUACCUCCUAUUGCAAAUGCUUUCAAACUGUUUUCUCAAGAGGAGAGGCAUCAAGAAAUUGCACAGUUAAGUUCUAAUACUGAAUCACUGGCCUUCUUGGCUGACAACAAGAAGACACUAGAUCACAGUCAACAGAGUGCUAAUUCAGCUUAUUCUGGUACUAAACCUAAUUCUGUUGCCAAGAGAAACAGCAAGUAUUACUGCACACACUGCAAAAUUGCUGGUCACAGUAUAGAAAGAUGCUUUAAGAUCAAUGGUUAUCCUCCUGGUUUCAAAGGCUUUAAAGACAAGAAGAUGGCAGCUAUGUCUUCCAGUAAUGCUAGCAAUGAUGACACUGCACAUAUCACCAAUGCUCAGUACCAGUAG
Messenger RNA from Daucus carota subsp. sativus, 1020 nucleotides. RefSeq lists its product as uncharacterized. The record is from RefSeq and is a predicted model, not a curated record. Bases 1 to 1020 code for a protein of 339 amino acids. NCBI's taxonomy places the organism in Eukaryota, Viridiplantae, Streptophyta, Magnoliopsida, Apiales, Apiaceae. The transcript has a single exon.